UAUCAUUUUCUGUUAGUUCGGGAACGCGACUAUAGAUGGCAAUCUAAUAAUUGGGACAGAAAAAGCCACGAAUUUCGAAUGCAAGUUAUCUGUUUGUAAAGUGUGUCAAGGUCAAAGACCGAGAGAUAAGUUUCACGCAGUGACAUCUAGCGAUUGUACAGCUACUUGCAAACAAUCAGUGGGGGACCAAAAAGCCAGCCUCUGAUUGGCUAUCAAGGAAAAUGUUGACCAAUGAAAUCUAAUGUUACAUAAUCCCCUUGUUUGUCCAAAAUGGCGGUCUGUGGUUGUGAAAUGUCGUGCAAAUCAGCUAUGUCUGCAAAUUUCUCCGGUUUUCUGUCCGCUUUCACCGUUUUCUCUGCACCCACUGGGCCUUCUUUCAGCUAGACUUGGUGUCACCUUCACAAUUAUGGCUGCCUGAGAGGAGGGGGAACCAUGGAGCAGUGCUAGGGUCUGGGGAGGGGGGUGAACAUUAUUCUGACUCUGGGGAAAAAGCAAAGGGGAUCAGACUUUUGCCAAAGACUGCUAAGAGUUUAUUCACUGCCUUAAAAUCUAUUAUUUUUGUGGAAAAUCUUGAACACUGUUAAGACUUUAUUAUAUAAUAAAGAACUGUGCCAAUAAGAUUUUGUGUAAAGCCAUAAAUUGUUUAUAUUAUAAUACAGAAGAGCACUCUAUUUUUCUAUAUAAACAAAAAGUAAGUAAAAAAAAGUUGGACUGUUUAAGACUUCAACCAAACUGUCCAUGAUACUGAGGACAAUCAGUAGGGGUAGGACUCGGUGUUGUGUGGUAGGACAGGGGGGUGGGGAGAGAGAAUUCUACAUCAGCGACCUUCACUCAAGGUCAAAAGGUCACCAUGGAGAAGAUCCUGGAGCCUGACUGCACGCCGAGAUGUCGCUCGUUCCGGCACGCGAGGGACCUGUUCUCCGUGAUCACGCAGGGAACCCUCGCUCACGUCAAGUCGUUCUUCGCAAACUGCCACAACUCGGCGACCGUGUUUGACGAGCACGGUCGCACGGCGCUGCACGUGGCGGCGUCCUGCGGGAAGUGGCGCGUGGUGGAGUGGCUGCUGGGAUUGCGCCGUGUGGAGGUGGGGAGGAAGGACUGGGAGUCCGGCUGGACGGCGCUGCACAGGGCUGUGUUCUACGGGCAGGUGGCAUGUGCCCUGCCACUUAUCAGGGCUUCUGCCAGUCUGCAGGCCCAGGACAAGGAAGACAUGACCCCACUUGACCUCAUCAGGAGAGACCUGCCAGCCUAUGUGGAGUUUAGAACCACAGACCCAGCAGAUGCCUACAGCUGGGGAACCAACACUAACUUCACUCUGGGACACGGCAGUCAGCAGAGCAGGCAACAUCCUGAACCUGUGGAGCACCUGUUUAAGGAGGGGGUCAGUGUCGCUCAGGUUGUCAUGUGCAAGUUCCACACAGUGUUCCUGUCCCACAGUGGGAGGGUGUACACCUGUGGGCAUGGCCGGGGUGGAAGGCUAGGCCACGGCAGUGAGCAGACUUACAUGGUGCCCACUUUAGUAGAGGGUCUUGCCUCUCAGACGUGUAUCCAGAUAGCAGCAGCCAGGGAUCAUACUGUGGUGCUUACGGAUGAAAACACAGUGUUCAGUUUUGGACUGAACUACUGCCACCAGCUGGGGGUGCAGCCUGCACCUAAAUUCUCCACCACGCCCAGACAGGUUGCCCCAAAGUACCUGCGGAACAAACAUAUAAAGGGUGUGGCAGCAGGGCGGUUCCACACAAUACUGUGGACAGAUGAUGCUGUCUACACCUGCGGGCUUAACGCUGGCCAUCUCGGCCUGCCUAAAGGUGACAGGACACAGGUGCAGCCUCACCUGGUCUCCGCCCUCAAUCUGAAGGACAUUCACAUCGCCAUGGUAACAGCGAGCGACGGGGCGACGGUCAUCGCGACACAGAAGGGAGACAACUAUGACGUGUUCCUGCUGACAGACUAUCAGUGCAGAAAGAUCGCUUCAAAGCAGUUACACCUGACACAGCUGGCAGUGUUUGGUGGACACCUGGACUCCAGUCUGGACAGAGACACUCUACAGGAACAGGGGGGCGAUGACCUAGUUGUGCUGGCGCUCAACUCAGCCAAUAAGGUGUACGUCUGGAGACCUUCCUACACGUCCUUCCACCGCUGUUCGUGGAACUUCCGCCACCGAGACCUCUUGGUGACGGAUGUGAGCGUGCACAAGAACGGGAUCGUCCUGUGCACGCCGCAGGGGGAGGGCUUCACGGGCAGCUUUGUCAAUCUCAAGAAAAAACAGGAGUCUUUAACCGCAAAAGGCACUGAAGCCAAAGACAAGACUUCGUCCUCGUUUGACUCCUUCUCGUUGGCGGCGGUUCUUGAGAAGUUCGAGAAGGAAGAAAAAGACGCUGUUCAGCUGGAGAGGAUCCCCUUUAUCCACCGUGCAACGGGCGUGACCUCUGACCCUAAGGGGAGGAACUUUGUUGCUCUGCAGGUGGACCCAAAGGCGAGCCUACUUGAGGUGCCGACAAUCAGUCCAUCGGAGAUGGGGAAAACCUUCAGGACUCUCAUGGAUGAGGCCAGUUGCCAUGACAACAUCCAUGAUGUCAUCAUACAGCUCCAUGGCCAGUCCAUCCCAGCACACAAGUUUAUCCUCGCCUCCCGUAGCGACUACUUCCGCAAACUUUUCCACUCCGACAAUCUUGAGAAUUCCGACUCCAACAACUCAGAAGUCCUCAAGGUCAACAAAGAAGUUGUCAAGGUUGAGAAAGUCAACCAUCACAUCUUCCUGAACCUGCUCCAGUUCAUCUACUCUGACACCUGUGACCUGCUGACCCAGGGUUAUAGGCCAAAGUUCAAGAUCAAAGUUGAAGGGUCAGAGGGCAAAGGUGGGGGAGACACAGGGAUGUUGAAUGGCGUGAAGAAUGGAGAAUUUGGGGAGUUUUCUCUGGACGACAUCGCUCACCAGUCAGCCUUCAGUGUGUACUCGCAAGGGAAGAAGUCUCAGAAGCAGAAGAACAAGCCGUCUAAGGAGGCCAAGUCCAACCAGCAGGCUGAGGACGACUCGUCAAACCCUGUCAAGGUUCUGCAGAACACUGCCAAGAGGUUUGGGGUUCAAAAUCUGGCAAAAAAGUUGGAAGGGGUGAAGCUGGUGGGUUCCAAAGUGGAGAUCACAGAGAAGAAACAGACCCAGCGCUUCAGAUUCACCCGGACUAAAAGCUCCCACCUGUACGACCUGGCCAUCAGGUGUGUGGAUGGGGAGGAGGUGCCGUGUCACAAGUGUGUGCUGGUGGCCCAGCUGGAGUACUUCCACAGUAUGCUGGGGUCAGGAUGGUUAGAGACGUCUGCAGACACCCCACUAGAACUGCCCAUCCCCUCAGACGUCCUGUCCCAUGUGUUAGAGUUCCUGUACACAGACGACUGUCGGCCCGUCCGUGAGUCCCAGAACAUGGAGCUGUUGUGUAACGUGCUGACCACAGCUGACCGACUGCUCAUCACCAGGCUGAAGGAGAUGUGCGAAGUCUCACUCGUCAACCUCAUCACCCUGAGGAACGUUGCAGAGCUGUUGGAGUUUGCCUCCAUGUUCAACUCCCAGCAGCUGAAGGCAGCCUGUACCCAGUUCAUCUGUCUCAACAUGGCUCCUCUGCUGGAGGCAAGGUGCCUGGAGGUGUUAAGCGAGGAUGUGCUGGAUGAGCUUGGUGCUGCGUACCGUGGGUCCAUCCCUGCCAUGUGUCGCAGGGUCAUCACUCCUUAUAUGGACGGUCCCGACCUGAGCACCAUAGCAACAGAGGAGGACAGUCUGGAUGAGGAGGAGUUCAGCAUGGAGAUGUCCCAGUCAUUCACUGAUGAACCUUUCAUAAGUGUUGAGGACAGCGGGUUCUCCCAGCGCAGACACAGAGACAGCACCAGCAGCAACCACGAGCCUGUCAGUGGGACCCCCAGCCAAGCAUGGAAGAAAGCCAAGGCUAAACCCAAGAAACGCACACGUAAAAGAACGGACAGCACCAAAGGCCUGAACCUGUCUGACCUCUUGCCGGGAUACAGCCCAGAGAAAGGUGACCAGCAAGACGUUGACCUGCUGAGCAGGAGCUUUGAGGGGGUCAGAGUUCAUGACCUGUCUGCAGGAGAGGAUGAUGGGAGAAGUUCACAUGGAGAUCCAGAGAAAGAGAAUCUAGCCCCUCCUGAGAGUGAUGCCUCCUCACAUCACGAGACAUCCAGCCAGGAUGGAUCCAUCCCAGAAUGCACCUCUCCCCCACCCACAAUGCAACCUGGUGCUGUGCCAAAGAAGGGACCAUGGACUUGGGCAGGACCCAGUAGUCCACCAUCGUCAGCCUUUGACCUGAGGCAGAUCAUGGCAGCUGAGCAGACUGCAGCCCACAGGAAGGUGCCGAGCCUGCAGCUGCAGAAAACAGCUGCAGCACAGAAAACAGCUGCAGUGCAGAAAACAGCCGCAGCUCAGAAAACUGCUGCAGCACUCAGGCCCGCAGCAGUAUCACCUAGAACUCCACCUGCAACAAAACCAGCAAGUGCCCCGUCUCCGUCACCUCAAGGACUGGUCAUCACCACUAAGAUGUCUCAGAAGGAGCGGAAGAGACAGCUGAAGUUCCAGGAGGAUUCCAACGCACAGAAGGAACAAGUAGCACGCACUCAAGGAAAACCAGCAUCUAACCCAUGGGGCCCCACCCCCAGCCCUGCUGCCCCUGCCAUGUCCUUCAGACAGGUCCUACAGGAGGAGGAGGGAGGAGGCAGGGCUGCUGUUACCAUGGCAACCUCUCCCCCAUCUCACAGUCAGGAGAAGACAAUCAGUUGGGGCUUACCAGUUCAUGGAGCAAAGCAUCAUGGGAACAAACCAGAGAAGCAGGCAGAUUCCCCACAAUCCCCCAGGUCACCCCAGAGUCCAACAGAACAAUCCAACCCUUGGCAGAGAAAGGUUCCGUCCAGCCCUCCUGCUCAAUCCACCGUCCAGCUGUCAGCUAUCAUCGAGUCGGAGAAGGAACAGCGAGAGAAUCUGGUUAGAGCGGCUAACAAGCCUCUCGCCCUUAUUCAGAUUGAGGAACGAGCCAUGCAGGAGCUGCUGGAGCACUAUGCUGCCGCAGGUCACCCCGAGGAGGUCAUCACCGUGGCGAGGGAGGUCAAGGUCACCGCAGCCCCUGUGUGGAGGGCUUAGCAAGUCAAAGGUUGCACAUGUUGGGAGGUCAAAGGUCACACAAAGAAAGUGUGGAGAAGUUAGACUGACGGGUUUUGAACAAAAAAGAGUUAACCAUGAUUAUUUCCAUCAAUUUUGCAAAAAUCUGGUUAAAAGCUCUAUGUUUCUUGUGUGUAGAGGAUAGUCAUACAUGAUCAGUGUUAUAACUUACCAUGAAUGUGUGGUAUUGUACAAUGUAUGGGUUAAAAUUCUUCUGUUCAAUGCACAGUGCUACAGGGCAGAUAUCUGUAGGCUCAACUACAUGUAGUAUAAUAUUUGGCUUGAAGGCCUUGAAAACUGAAAGACAAUUUAUUAGAUAUGCCAGUUUAACUUGUACUAAUUGAUGAAGUGACAUGCUGGCAGAGGAAAUGGACAAAUGCUUUUAAAUGUAUUGCAAUUCUCACUAAAUAUUGGACCAUGUAGAGAUUGUAGACUAUGUCACAUAUUGACAUAUACCUACUAUAUCCAACUUAAGACAAAGUUUUGAUGCAAUUAAGAGGAAACCAUACGAAUAACCCCAAGUUAAAAGUGGUGCAAUACUACUUGUGUUCUUUUCAUAACAGUAUAUAGAUAUACAGGCAGGCAGUACAAAUUCAGACUUGACUCUUUUUUCAGAUGUAUACUUUGUAUAACAACUGGCAUGACUGUUCACCUCUGACUUCUCAUCUACUCAGGUUAAUCUCCUUUAUUUUGUGUCCAACAUAUCUUAAGAUAGUGACUUAAGUUACAUCUAUUCAUUCUAGGCUAAAUUGCCUGUGUAUACAUGACUGACUAGAUGUUCUUAGCUACCGGUAGCAUGCGAUUUGUGAAAAUAAGACUGAUGAAAGUGAAAAGUGUGUGCUUCAGCACACAAAUGAGAAAAAUGUAGAAUUUUUGCAGCAGAAGGAAUUUAACUAAAUUAAGUCAUUUAUGAUGCUGCUGCCUUAGCCACUUUGAUUGCUAAAUAGCAUGAUUUCUUGCUGACAGUAUAUAUAAUGUGCAAGUUGAUUAUGAGACUGUCUCUACACGUAUAGAGAAAUGUUAGAAUGUAGAACAAGCUGUACAGAAGCAAGAAGUGUGAUAUCCUUGUCUAAUAAAAUGUUUGAAUCUUGAAAUGAACAAA
Branchiostoma floridae (Florida lancelet) is the source of this 6257-nucleotide messenger RNA. Its product is annotated as inhibitor of Bruton tyrosine kinase-like. Gene Ontology annotation, molecular function: protein binding. The coding region runs from base 851 to 5137 and encodes 1428 amino acids. The record is from RefSeq and is a predicted model, not a curated record. Lineage: Eukaryota; Metazoa; Chordata; Leptocardii; Amphioxiformes; Branchiostomatidae. The transcript is spliced from 27 exons.